This is a messenger RNA of Histoplasma mississippiense, 204 nucleotides long. RefSeq lists its product with no specific name. The transcript is spliced from 2 exons. NCBI's taxonomy places the organism in Eukaryota, Fungi, Ascomycota, Eurotiomycetes, Onygenales, Ajellomycetaceae. Bases 1 to 204 code for a protein of 67 amino acids. The record is from RefSeq and is a predicted model, not a curated record.
AUGAAGGACGCCACGCCGCAGAAUAUCAAAUUGGCAAUGAUUGACUGGUUCCGAGAACCGGGCAAGCGAAACGGAGUGUGGAAGGAUGUCGUGAAGACGCAUUUCACCCGUCAACAAGGCGAAGAUCAUGCAGAAGGUGAAUGGUUGAGCGCAGGAGGAUUCGAGGCUUUGGAGCUGGAGCCAGCCUCCGGAGAGAACAAGUAG